This is a messenger RNA of Neomonachus schauinslandi (Hawaiian monk seal), 1681 nucleotides long. RefSeq names its product cerebellar degeneration related protein 2 (gene CDR2). The record is from RefSeq and is a predicted model, not a curated record. The transcript has 5 exons. NCBI's taxonomy places the organism in Eukaryota, Metazoa, Chordata, Mammalia, Carnivora, Phocidae. The coding region runs from base 11 to 1381 and encodes 456 amino acids.
GCCGGCCGAGAUGCUGGCGGAAAACCUAGUGGAGGAGUUUGAGAUGAAGGAGGACGAGCCGUGGUACGACCACCAGGACCUCCAGCAAGAUCUCCAACUUGCUGCUGAACUUGGGAAGACAUUACUGGAUCGGAACACAGAGUUGGAGGAUUCUCUUCAGCAGAUGUACACAACCAAUCAGGAGCAGUUACAGGAAAUUGAGUAUCUGACCAAGCAGGUGGAGCUUCUACGGCAGAUGAAUGAACAGCAUGCAAAGGUUUAUGAGCAAUUAGAUGUCACAGCAAGGGAACUGGAAGAAACAAAUCAAAAGCUAGUUGCUGACAGCAAGGCCUCACAGCAGAAGAUUCUGAGUCUGACCGAAACAAUCGAAUGCCUACAAACCAACAUUGAUCACCUCCAGAGCCAAGUGGAGGAGUUGAAGUCAUCUGGCCAAGGAAGGAGGAGCCAGGGGAAAUGUGACCAGGAGAAAUCGGCACCCAGCUUCUCGUGUCUAAAAGAGCUGUACGACCUCCGCCAACACUUUGUGUAUGAUCAUGUGUUUGCCGAGAAGAUCACUUCCUUGCAAAGUCAGCAAAGCCCCGAUGAAGAAGAAAAUGAGCACUUGAAGAAAACAGUGACGAUGUUGCAGGCCCAGCUGAGCCUGGAGCGGCAGAAGCGGGUGACUCUGGAGGAGGAAUAUGGGCUUGUGCUCAAGGAGAACAGUGAGCUGGAACAGCAGCUGGGAGCCACGGACACCUAUCGAGCGCGGGCGCUGGAAUUGGAGGCUGAGGUGGCGGAGAUGCGGCAGAUGCUGCAGUCGGAGCACCCUUUUGUGAACGGCGUCGAGAAGCUGGUGGCAGACUCUCUGUUCCUCCCUUUCAAAGACCACAGCCAGAGCCUGCUAGAGGAGAUGUCUGUGCUGCAGCCGGAGGCACACCGGAAGCCUCUCAAGCGCAGCAGCAGUGAGACGGUGCUCAGCAGCUUGGCAGGGGGGGACAUCGUGAGGGGCCACGAGGAGACCUGCAUCCGGAGGGCCAAGGCCGUGAAGCAGAGGGGCAUCUCCCUUCUGCACGAAGUGGACACUCAGUACAGUGCCCUGAAGGUGAAGUAUGAGGAGCUGCUGAGGAAGUGCCAGCAGGAGGAGGACUCCCUGUCCCACAAGGCGGUGCAGACCUCCAGGGCUCUGGCCAAAGACCUGGCCGGGACGAACGCCCAGCCUGAGCCCAGCACCGGCAGCUGGGAGCCGGCCUCUGUUACGCCGGAGCCCGUCAGUUCCUCCACCACCACAGCACCUCCGGAAUACAAAGCGCUCUUUAAGGAGAUCUUUAGUUGCAUCAGGAAAACUAAGCUGGAAAUAGAUGAACAGAGAACAAAAUACCGAUCUCUUUCCUCUCAUUCCUAAUUCAGCCUCCAGCUCUCCUACUAACUUGUCUCUGCUUUCACCUCUCUCUCCCACUCGGACAAGUGUUUGUAAACCCCACAGCCUGAUAGUGCUCAUGACGUUUGCCUCGUUGUUUGGCUUACUUAGCAGCUGCGAACAGCAGUGGGGAAAGAAGGUGGCUGCCAGCUGGUGUCAGUUCUAUAAUCCAGUUCCAUUUAAGCUCCUCAGGAAAUCCCACGACAGACUGGCCUCUGGCUGGCACGCUGAUUAGGUUGUGAUUCCUUGAAAAGCCCUAGAACCAGUGGAUGGGUAGAUCCAUGC